Molecule: messenger RNA, 5235 nt
Organism: Aquila chrysaetos chrysaetos
Lineage: Eukaryota; Metazoa; Chordata; Aves; Accipitriformes; Accipitridae
Gene: ZBTB7A
Product: zinc finger and BTB domain containing 7A
Biological process (GO): regulation of transcription by RNA polymerase II
Molecular function (GO): DNA-binding transcription factor activity, RNA polymerase II-specific; protein binding; RNA polymerase II cis-regulatory region sequence-specific DNA binding
Source: RefSeq, a predicted model, not a curated record
GCCGCAUACGGGCCUCGGCGAGCAGCUCCCGCGGGGCGGCCAGAGCCUGCUCCGCCCGCCCGCACGGCUCGGCCCGGCCCGGCCCGGCUCGGCUCGGCACGGCGCGGCCCGCUCCGCUCGCUCGGACCGCUCGGCCCCCGCCCGCCUUUUGCAUCGAAGAUGGCGGGUGGCGUGGACGGCCCCAUAGGGAUCCCGUUCCCUGAUCACAGCAGCGACAUCCUCAGCAGUCUGAAUGAGCAGAGAAACAACGGGCUGUUGUGCGACGUGAUCAUCUUGGUGGAAGGCCAGGAGUUCCCCACCCACCGCUCCGUCCUGGCGGCGUGCAGCCAGUACUUCAAGAAGCUCUUCACCUCAGGGUUAGUGGUGGACCAGCAAAACGUGUAUGAGAUAGACUUUGUGAGUGCGGACGCCUUGUCGGCUCUGCUGGAGUUCGCUUACACCGCGACCCUUACUGUCAGCACUUCAAAUGUCAAUGACAUCCUCAAUGCCGCCACACUGCUGGAGAUCCCGGCGGUAAGGGAUGUUUGCACGGAUCUCCUGGACAGGAAGAUUCUGGCCAAAAAUGACCAGAUGGAUACAGUAGAUCAAAUUGAUCAAAGGAACCAUCUCAGAGCAAAAGAGUACCUGGAGUUCUUCCAGAGCAACCCCGUCAAUGGCCACCAAGGCAGCUUUCCGUGGACCAACCCAGAGUUGAGAGACCUUCAGAGACUGAACUUCCGAGGCCAAGAGGAGGAGGAGGAGCCGGAUUGCAAUGGCAUAGAAUUCUACUCGCAAGCCCCCCUAAACGAAAGACCAAAGCCGAAUGACUGUGAUCCUGACAGCAAUUCAGCCAUGUGGCUGGACAGAGAGGAGGAGGAGGCGGCUCCUGGCUCCUUGUUUUCACCUUCUCAGAAUGGACAUUACAGCGGCCGUGGCCUGCCCACACCGGGAGAAGAGGAGGGACCCCGGGGGGGGCCUCUGGACCAGCAGGAAGCCGGUGACUCCCCCAGCUUCGUUCCUGCUGGAGCGGAGACGGAGGAUGAUGUGAGGGAGGUGGAUGGCUUGGCUGCUAGCGCCCUGCUGCAGCAAAUGAUGAGUUCCGUGGGGAGACAGCAGCUCGGGGAGGAUGACCGAAAGGAUGACGAUGGGGUCAUGGAUUAUUACUUGAAAUAUUUCGGCAGUUCGAACGAGGGCGACGUCUAUCCGUCCUGGUCCCAGAAGGUGGAGAAGAAGAUCAGGGCAAAAGCAUUCCAAAAGUGCCCCAUCUGCGAGAAGGUGAUCCAGGGGGCUGGCAAGCUGCCGCGCCACAUCCGCACCCACACCGGGGAGAAGCCCUACGAGUGCAACAUCUGCAAAGUCCGAUUCACCAGGCAGGACAAGCUGAAGGUUCACAUGAGGAAACACACCGGGGAGAAGCCGUACUUGUGCCAGCAAUGCGGCGCCGCUUUCGCUCACAACUACGACUUGAAGAACCACAUGCGCGUCCACACCGGCCUGCGGCCCUACCAGUGCGACAGCUGCUUCAAGACUUUCGUCCGCUCCGACCACUUGCACAGGCACCUUAAAAAAGAUGGAUGCAACGGUAUUCCAUCCAGGAGGGGCCGUAAACCCCGGGUGAGAGAUGCCGGGGGUCUGCCUACCACCCCUACGGGGAACCCCGAAGAUGGAAGUUUUCAAGCCGGUGGGGAGAGUCAAGAAUCAGAGGACACCCUGCAGAGGAACGGCCAGGAGCAGCAGCACUUUGAGGAUAAUUCAAAUAAUGAAGCAUCAGGAUUGAAUGUAGCAGGAGGGUCGUCUGAGGGUAACACGCAAGGACUCUCCUAAACCAAAAAAACAAAGUGUCACAAAAUCUAGUUAGUACUUUUCCUCCGAUUUUUCUCUUUAAAGAUGUUUCUCUCCCUUUUUUUAAAAAAAAAACAGAAAAAAAUAUAUAUAUAUAUUAUGUUUCCAAUCUUCCCAUCGUAAGCAGGGCUCCCCCGAGGAUCCCUCAGUAGCCAAGGACCUUUUCUUGGAAAGGCAGAUGCUAGGAAGCACAGGGUGGGGAUGGAAAGUGGCUCUGUCACAUGGAAAAGAGCUUCCAUGUAAAUCCAAAGCUUUAUUUUGUGUCCAAACACACGUUAAAAAAAAAAAAACAAACCUAUUUCAGAGAGAGAUCUAUUUAAGAAAAAAAAAAGCAAAAAUAGAAAAAAAAAAAGUGGUAGGAGUGGAAGGGCUCUUUCAGGGCGGGUGGUACGCGGUGCCUCGGAGGGCCGGGGGGAGCGGGGCCAGCCUUCCCCCCUCCGCUUUUUGGGAAGUUAAAGCUCCAGCGGCGCAAGAUGUUCGGUCGUUGCUGCGUCCCGAGGUGGAGAUGGCUCCUUCCAGGGAGAUCGGGGUCGGUUUUUUGGGGUAAGGGGGGGUGGGUCCUGCCCACCAGCCCCGGCGCGAAGCCGAAUUUGCCAGAGAGGGGAGCCGACGGCAGCGGCUUGGUGUAGAAAAUUGCCGAAAAUUGCCUAAUCGUGUGAGCGGACAACCAAGAUUUUGCAGGGUUGCUGUCGGCAGCGGGUGUCGGACACCCCGGAUUGGGGACACCCCGGGUUGGGGACACCCGGGACCGGGGACACCGGCUCAGCCGGAGCCACGCCGGUGCCACCGCCAACGGGUAACGCCGGGCGAGGGUCCGUCCGUCCCCGCGUCCGUCCCCAUCCCGGGGUGUCCGGCGCAUCCCGGGAAGGGGCUGAGACGGAUCCGGCACAGCACGGAUCCCACCGACCCCUUCCCAGCACCCGCUGCCCUGGCAGAAUUUGGGGCUGGGGGGGGGGAACCCUCCCCCCUAGGCUAUUUUAGGCACUGGGUCAGCGCAGCAGUGUUCCCAUAUGCCCCGAAAGCGCCUAAAAAUGGCAAAUUCCUUUUAAAAAAGGUUAUUUGAGGUCUCCCUUAAAGGGGCAGGAGGCCUUUGGGCGGGGGGGGGCGGCACGAACUGCAGCGGCCCCAGCUCCCCCCAGCCCCCAUUCCCUAUAUACAUAUACAUAUAUAUAUAUAUAUAUAUAUGCUAUAUGGCUCUAGAGGCGGGUAUAUAACCCUCGGGUUUAGCAGAGGACGAUAAGAAAAGGCACCUUUCAGCUGGUCACCUGUUUUCUAAAUGCACAUUUUUAAAUGAAAAAGAGAUUUUAAGCCCUUUAUUUUGAAAGCACUUUUUAGAUUCUCUUCCUUUUUUUUUUUUUUUUUUUUUUGGUCUUUUUUUUUUUUUUUUUUUCCUUUUGGUGUUUUGUUUUUACUUUCAAAGCAAGAGCAGGUUUGGCCGAAUGUAUUUUGGAGAGGGAGUGAGAGGGGAGUGUGUGCUGGGGGGGAGGGCUGAGUGGUGGGGGUGGGGGAGAGAUGGAUGUUUAUUUAAUGCAGAAAAAGCAAUAAAAAAUAAAAAAAAAACCAUGAUAAAAAAUAAAAAAAAAAAACAAACAAAGAAGUCUUAGCACUUUGCGAUGGAACGGGUACUUUGAGAUCACUUUAUCUUAAUUUAAAAAGCAAAAGCAAAACAUGUUUACAAGUCAAAACCAACUUCUACGGAGAAAAAAUAUUAUUAAAAAAAAAAUCCUAAAUUUAUUUUUGUAAGAAAAAUGUGUAUAUAUAUAUAUAUAUUUAAAAAAAAAAAUCAUAGGCAGAAUCCAAGUUCUAUUUCAUGGAGUAAUAAAAGCCGCAAGGUGUCCGAUGGGAGGAACGAUGCUAAUUAGGUUCUGUGACAUGCCCUGACACCAGACCCUCCGAAGUCGUUGCACUUCGUGAAUAAAAAAAAAAACAAAAAAACAAAAAAACAAAAAAAACCGAAAACCACGGAAGCUUGAAUUUUAGGCAGGAAUCAUGGGGGGUUUGUUUUGUUUUUGUGUAUUGUUCAUUUCUCCCCUCACCCUUUAUUAUUUUUUUUUCUUUUUUUAAAUUUUAUUUCUUCAAUGUUUUCUAGCCAGUGCUAGUCCAGACGUCUCACCCAUCUCCCCCCCCCCUAAACACACCGCGGAAUGGGGGGGCCGUGAUGCUCCCCAUGGGCUUUGCAUCCCUCCCGGUCCCCCACCCCAGCCCUGGGCAGGUAAAUUCGGAUCCGGGCAUCGAAUCCUCCCGGAAAGGUACCGGAGGGACCCGGAUCGGGGCCGGCAGCGGGGGCUCUGGGGUGGGGGGGGCUGCAGCAGAUAACCCCCCCUCCCCGGCCGAUGCCCCAGCCGGGCUGAACCUCUGCUUAGCACUGGCUAAUUCUGGCAUAUGCAAAAAACAAAACAAAAAAAAAAAAAAUCAAGCGUGGAUUUGUAAAUAGACACUUACUUGAGGUUCUUUAUUGUAAUCGGAGUUGUGGUAUCUCUUUUCUAGUUUGUGUUAAUUUUUAUUCCCGGUUUUUCCCCCCCCCCCCCCCCGCCCCAGCUCCUCGCUGCUGCUGUUCUUCCCUCCCUCCCCACUCCCAGCCCCGAAAGAGCCUUGGAAAGUUUGGGGGGGCUUUGGGUGAAGGGCCCCCGGCGCUUGGGGAAUAAACCCUGCGGCUUCCUCCGCCCUGGCCAGCCCUUGGACAGCAGGGGGAAAAAAAAAAAAAAAAAAAGAUUGGGGGGGGGGGAGGGGAAAGAGGGGAGGGGAAAAAAAAAGAAGGGGGAAGAAAAAAGAGGGGAAAAAAGAAAUGGGGAAAGAAAGAAGAGGGAAAAAAAUGGGGGGGGAGGAAAAAGAGGGGAGGAAAAAGAGGGAAAAUAAAAAGAAAAAAGAGGGAAAAAAGAGGAAAAAAAAAGGAAAAAGAGAAAAUGGCACAAAAAGUAAGAGGAGAGAGAGAACUAGUCUCAGGAUUCCCCGCGGCGAGAGCGUCCCCACGCCUGCGACGUCCCCGCGUCCCCGUCCCCCCCGGCCUCUCCAGGCCCCCCCAGACCGACCCCGGCCCUUGCUGGCAACACUUUAGCACAAAUUUAAGUUUGCACUAAAAACAACAACAACAACAAAAAAAAACCCCAAAAGCAAAAAAAAAACAACCCCCAAACCCAGCAGGUUUGUCCCCAUCCCGCAGCCAUCGCCUGCCUUAACCCCCAGCUCUGCAGCAGCGACGAGGUCGUUCCCCCCCCCCCCCGCGCACCGAGAGGGUUUGGUUUUUUUUUAUUUCGUUGUCGUUCUUGUCAUUAUUUUUUUUUUUUUUUUCCUUUAAUUCAGGUUGUGAUAAAGUGUUGCCAAAGAUACUGCUGAGUUACGCCGGGUCGGGAAAAGAAAAGAAAAAAAUAAAAUAAAAUAAAAUUCCAUAAUAAUAAUCACCGGACAGAACCCAAA